This is a messenger RNA of Sceloporus undulatus (fence lizard), 992 nucleotides long. RefSeq names its product RNA polymerase II, I and III subunit L (gene POLR2L). Bases 138 to 341 code for a protein of 67 amino acids. The record is from RefSeq and is a predicted model, not a curated record. Lineage: Eukaryota; Metazoa; Chordata; Lepidosauria; Squamata; Phrynosomatidae. The transcript is spliced from 3 exons. Gene Ontology annotation, cellular component: RNA polymerase III complex; RNA polymerase I complex; RNA polymerase II, core complex. Gene Ontology annotation, biological process: tRNA transcription by RNA polymerase III; transcription by RNA polymerase I; transcription by RNA polymerase II. Gene Ontology annotation, molecular function: DNA binding; zinc ion binding; DNA-directed RNA polymerase activity.
AGAGUGGUAGAGCCCGGAGGGGAGGGGGAGAGGGAAAGAGAGGGGGCGUGGCGUAUGCAAAGCGUGGAACGUUGGCGGCGGCAUUGUUCGAAAGGCUUGAGAGUUCGGUUCGGAAGGUUCCACAGCGAAGGUGUAAAAUGAUUAUUCCUGUGAGAUGCUUCACUUGUGGCAAAAUAGUUGGAAACAAAUGGGAAGCAUAUCUUGGCCUUCUGCAAGCAGAAUAUACUGAAGGUGAUGCUUUGGAUGCUCUGGGGCUGAAGAGAUACUGCUGCCGGCGAAUGCUGCUUGCCCAUGUUGAUCUGAUUGAGAAGCUCCUGAAUUAUGCUCCUCUGGAGAAAUAAAUGGCAGGAGAAAUGUGUGAUAAUAAACUUGUACACAUGUUCCCAGACUCACACAUGGACCAGAGUGCUGUUAGAAAUCCUAAAGCCAACCUUCUGGGGUUACAAAUGCAGAUUGUGUUCAGUGAAGGAUUUUACUUUCUGGGCACACUGCUGCCCCAGCCACUAACCUCUUCAAAUGAAAUUGCUGAAAGCUGAAAUCCAUUUACACACAGUUGGGGACUGUAGUUUUAAUUAAAAGAGGGAUGGAAGUUCAUCAGAAUCCCAUGGAUUUUGAAACUGGUGAAUUUUUUUAAAAUUGUACUUUUAGUUACUGGCAGCUGUUUUAAUCAUAUGUUUAAAUAUAGUCUGCUUAUGAUGUAAUGAUUGUCUUCCCCUCCCCCUUCUUUCUUUCCUUGUGUUGCUCCUGCUACUCAACAUCUCAUACAAAAAACUGGAGAAAGCUAAUUGCAUACUAACCUCUGAAUUUCAGAUUGUUCACUUUUGGCAUCUGACAGUAUUAAGGGGUGGGGGUGGAGGGCUGGGAAUCACCUUUGCAAUAUUGUUCCACACUGUUGCGUGAUAUGACAUUAUCUUAAAUACUGGAGAUUUCAGCUGAGUGUCAAGUGCCAUGGGUUGUGAUGUGAAAAACUAAUAAUAAAAAUGGAAGAUGGA